CUUGUCAGUGUCAGUUGUGUUCUCCAUGCGUUUCCGGCUGCUUCCUCAGGCCUGCCUGCUGUUACUAACAUGUUUCAUGGCAUGGGGGGUUGGCUCAUCGGGCUCUACCACGUCUGCUGACGAGCGCGCAGCUGAUUUCUUCGGUAGACAUGAUUCGGAUUCAGGACAUACCAACAAUUGGGCAGUCCUUGUAUGCGCAUCUCGGUACUGGUUCAACUACAGGCAUAUGGCAAAUGCCCUUGGAAUGUAUCGUACCGUCAAGCGUCUUGGGAUUCCAGACUCCAACAUCAUCCUCAUGUUGGCGGAUGACGUAGCGUGCAAUGCGAGGAACAAAUUUGCUGGCAGUGUCUAUGCAGAAGCUGGCAGGCACUUAGACCUGUACGGCGAGAACAUCGAGGUAGAUUAUCGUGGAUAUGAAGUAACUGUGGAGAACUUCAUACGCCUAUUGACAGGUCGGGUGGAUCCCUCUAUGCCACGGUCAAAAAGACUUCUGACAGACGACCACUCGAACAUCUUCGUCUACAUGACUGGGCAUGGAGGAAACGAGUUCCUCAAAUUCCAAGACCAAGAGGAAAUAAGUGCAUUCGAUAUUGCUGACGCAUUCGAGCAAAUGUGGCAGAAGAAAAGAUACAACGAAAUUUUAUUCAUGAUUGAUACCUGUCAAGCAAAUACCAUGUACUCUCAAUUUUAUUCCCCUAACAUUCUCGCGACUGGGUCCUCUCAGAUUGAAGAGAAUUCCUACUCCUAUGAAAAUGACAACGACAUUGGCGUCUCUGUCAUCGACAGCUAUACACACUACGUUCUCAAAUUCAUGGAAGGAAUAAAUAAGACGAGUCAGACAUCUAUGCAAGAUUUGUUCGAUUCAUAUGACCCGGCAAAGAUUUACUCUCAUCCAGGCAUCCGGUCUGAUCUUUUCCGCCGUCCCUUGGACAAGACGCUUAUUACCGAUUUCUUCGGAGGCGUCGCACAAGCUGAAGUCUUCCCAUUGCAGGACAUCGUGGGCUCAAGUGACCAUCACUAUCAUGAGAAUGAUUCUACGCCCCUUACCACCCGGAAGCCAGACGCACCGUCUGUACCAGUGGUCUUGUCGACGACUGUCGUUUCCCUCCCGAGGUUGACAGGCGAGACGUAUGAAUGGGAUAAUUGGUGGAAAGAAGUCAGAAAAUGGACCUCAAUCUUUGUCGUAGGAUGUCUUGUAUCCUGGGUUUCUUUUGUGCGAUAAUACUAUAUCGAUUUCCCCAAUC
Suillus subalutaceus is the source of this 1244-nucleotide messenger RNA. Its product is annotated as peptidase C13 family-domain-containing protein. NCBI's taxonomy places the organism in Eukaryota, Fungi, Basidiomycota, Agaricomycetes, Boletales, Suillaceae. Gene Ontology annotation, cellular component: GPI-anchor transamidase complex. Bases 26 to 1222 code for a protein of 398 amino acids. The record is from RefSeq and is a predicted model, not a curated record. Gene Ontology annotation, molecular function: GPI-anchor transamidase activity. The transcript is spliced from 7 exons. Gene Ontology annotation, biological process: protein localization to cell surface; proteolysis; attachment of GPI anchor to protein.